This is a messenger RNA of Megalobrama amblycephala (Wuchang bream), 2415 nucleotides long. RefSeq names its product palmitoyl-protein thioesterase 2b (gene ppt2b). The record is from RefSeq and is a predicted model, not a curated record. Gene Ontology annotation, molecular function: thiolester hydrolase activity. Bases 231 to 1097 code for a protein of 288 amino acids. The transcript has 8 exons. Gene Ontology annotation, cellular component: lysosome. Lineage: Eukaryota; Metazoa; Chordata; Actinopteri; Cypriniformes; Xenocyprididae.
GCGAAUGCUUGUGUUGAUGCACUAACCGGAAGCAACACAAAUAGAUAAAUGUACUGUAGGCCUAAAAAUGAUAGACGGGGGAAAAUGCAUAUAGCAACUGCGUUUGCAGUAACUCAAAUUCAGCUUCCUAUGGAAUUAUUUUUUAUUUUUAUAGUUUUGAUUUUAUUGUAGCGUUUUAGACGUUAUUUUACCUAUAUUAAACGUUGUGUUUUAUCUUUAUUGUUAUUGUUAUGAUGAAGAGCGUGUGUGUGUGGUCGCUGGUUGCUGUGUGUGUGUUGUGUGUGUGUGUCGCGUAUAAACCGGUGAUCAUCGUUCACGGGCUUUUCGACAGCUCUGCUGACUUUAUCAACCUACACCGAUUCAUCAACCUGUCUCACCCAGGCAGUAAUGUGACUGUCCUAGACCUGUUUGACCGCAGUGCCAGCCUGCAGCCACUCUGGAAGCAAGUGCAGGGCUUUGCAGAAGCCAUUUAUCCCAUCAUGCAGAAUGCAGCUGAUGGGGUCCAUCUCAUCUGCUACUCACAAGGUGGCCUUGUAUGUCGAGGAAUCCUGUCCACUCUUCCAGACCAUAAUGUGCACUCUUUCAUAUCUCUGUCUUCUCCGCAGGCGGGGCAGUAUGGAGACACAGACUAUCUGAAGUACCUCUUCCCCCAGUUUGUCAAAUCCAAUUUGUAUCAUGUAUGCUAUACUGCAGUGGGCCAGAAAAUAUCAAUCUGUAACUACUGGAAUGACCCUCAUCACAGAGACAUGUACAUCAACAGCAGUGACUAUCUGGCAUUACUGAACAAUGAAAGACCAAAUCCCAACUCUACUGAUUGGAAACAAAAUUUUCUGCGCAUUAAGAAGCUGGUGCUGAUUGGUGGUCCCGAUGAUGGGGUCAUCACACCUUGGCAAUCAAGUCAGUUUGGUUUCUAUGAUGAUAAUGAGACGGUCGUUGAGAUGAAAAACCAGAAAGUGUUUUUGAUGGACUUAUUUGGGCUGAAGACGCUGUAUGCACGAGGGGAUCUGGCUCUUUGUUCGAUGGCAGGUGUUGCACAUGUCUUCUGGCACUCCAAUGAAACUGUGUAUAAAACCUGCAUUGAGAAAUGGCUUACGUAGAUACUGACACACACAAAGAACCACACAUGAUCACUACAGAUCAUUCUCUAUUAUUAAUUUGAAUACACGGUCUUACACAUAUUGUUACAGUAUGCUAAUGCAUUGCAUUAGAACAUACAUUUCUGUUACUGUGCCCAUUGAAUGCCUCUACAAUGAGACAUAAAGUCAGUUUUGAUUAUAUGUUAAAAUAUACACGUAGAAAGGUAAACACUAAAUAUAAGGAAUAACCAUCAGUGCCUGAGGGAUACAUUUCUCAUUUUGCUAAAGGGUUUGGAUCUUAAUCACUAUUUUUCAAUGUGUGUAGAUAUUUUUUUUUUUAAUUCCUCUUUUGAUUUAUGUAACGUGUUUGAUGUGGCCUGUGCUGCUGCAGUAACAUUCAAGCCUUACAUUUAAUUCAUUUGACAUGUUUUGCGCUUUCUGCACAUAGUAAGUGCAAUGAGAAAGGAGAGAAUGAGUGGGAGGAAAAAAGGGAAUAAGUAAAGGUAAUAUGAAAGGAAACUCAUGGUAAUGCUGUUGCAUUUGCUGUAUAUAACAUUACCUCUCACUUCCCAUCUCUUGUUCACCAUAAAGGGAUUUGUCUCUGAAUAUUUAAUUCAUAUUAAAUGUCUGUGUUAGGAUAUUUUACUGUUAUUUCAUGCUUGAAGAUUAGGAUAUUUUACUGUUAUUUCAUGCUUGAAGAUAACCUUGCUUUAACAAGGUGUUCUAUUCACAUAGUAUUCACUUAGAAUGAUUCAUUUUAGAAUGAUUACUAAAAGGGUUUGCUAUUUUUAAGCACAAUUUGAUUAUAAUGCAUUUAAAGGUAUGCUAUACAGAUGAGUACUGUACAAGACAUAUUUUGCCAUAUUUAUUGAUAUCAUAGCAGUGUUAUGUAUAUUUUUUUAUGUUUUAGACUGUUUUAACUUGUUGUUGUUUUUUUUUAAUUAUUAAAUGCUUGCAAUUGGGGGUUAAUGGAUAGUUUAACAAAAAUAUAUUGUCUGAAAUAGAGAAGUCUUGACCAUUGAAGUACACUUUUCAGCUAAAACUGAUUUUGUUCAAUAUUUCACACUUGGCACCAUGAAGCAUCUGCAGAUGUAAAUUUUGUAAGUGACUUAAGCUGCAUACCAGUUUGCUUUACUGUUUUUACUUGAGUUAACGUUCAGAAUAAAACUUUUUCUUUUCUUUUUUUUUUUUUGUCAACAGUGUUGUCAUUUUGAUGAAAGAUGCCCAUGCAGUUCUUAAUACAAUUAUUUUAAAUGAGUGGUUUGUGACAUUGAAUGAAAUUUCAUGUGAAAAUAUUUCUAAGGUGUGACCCCAUAAUAAAUAUAACUUUGCUAUCCAA